Molecule: messenger RNA, 972 nt
Organism: Guillardia theta CCMP2712
Lineage: Eukaryota; Cryptophyceae; Pyrenomonadales; Geminigeraceae
Exons: 3
Coding region: 1-972 (323 amino acids)
Molecular function (GO): protein binding
Source: RefSeq, a predicted model, not a curated record
AUGGCCGACUCCGUCGAAGUCUUCUCGUCCCAGCCAGUGUCUGUGCCGAUGGCUGAGGUUGGCGCGAGCGAUUCAAGCGCGUCCAAGACAGCCCCUGCGAUCAUGAGGCCGACGUCGUGGAGGGGCAGAAAGUUCUGUCAGCCUCCAGGGAAGUCAGGGCAGGCAGGUAGCGGCAUGUGGAGGUUUGUAGGGCUGCUAGAGCCGGAAGAGAACGCGGAAGCGGCAGCAACCAAGACUGUGGUGUGCCUCAUCCCGAAUGAAGGAGAGUUCUGCGGGAGGAUGAUCAACAUGGGAAAAGAUGGGAGCAACUCGAAUGUUGUGAAGCACCUGCGAGCAAAACACCCCGAAGAAUACAAGUACUUCCUCGAGACCUCCAGCAAAGCGCGGCUGGUGAGCUCCAGGAGGAUAGACGUUCUCGGCCCCAACCCCCACAAGGUUGCUGCUCGAAGUUUUGAGAGGAAGAGGAAGAAGCCCAGGACGGACAAGCAGGGAGACGAUGGACAUGGAUCAGAUGAAACUCAGGUGCUUCCCCUUGCCUUGCUUGUUGGUUUGACGCGAUGCCUGGAGAUCCUCACCGAUGACGAUGUUGCCAACAAGAUGAGCCCCGCCGCGAUCCUCGAGGUUCCCCGCGCGUCCCCUUCCCCUCCCGCUCACGCCCCGUUGCUCACCCAGGUGCUCUGCGAGAAGGGCAACCGAGUGAGGCACCCCCUGUACAUGGGGACCAACUUCAUAGGACGGGAUGUGGAUUGUGACGUCAUCAUCAAGGACAAGGCUGUCUCAAGGAAGCACGUAAGAAUAGACUUGAGCAACAAUCAGGACACGCAGGCGCAUGUGGUGGAUCUGGGUAGCACAAACCCCACGACUAUCCUGAAGCAAGGGAAGCAAGUUCCUCUGCAGAUGCAGACAGUUCACGUGGUCCACCUGCCCUUCAAGUUCUGGCUGGGGACGUCGCAGGAGUUUGGACUCCAGUGA